Molecule: messenger RNA, 2886 nt
Organism: Contarinia nasturtii (swede midge)
Lineage: Eukaryota; Metazoa; Arthropoda; Insecta; Diptera; Cecidomyiidae
Product: dynein regulatory complex subunit 6
Exons: 3
Coding region: 714-2780 (688 amino acids)
Biological process (GO): SCF-dependent proteasomal ubiquitin-dependent protein catabolic process
Cellular component (GO): SCF ubiquitin ligase complex
Molecular function (GO): protein binding
Source: RefSeq, a predicted model, not a curated record
AUAUGUGAAACAUACACGGAAACCUUUAUUUGCUCUAGAAAAAGAUUAAAAAAAAAAAAAAAAAAAAAUAAAAAUAGAAUCACAUGACAACUGAAUAAAAAGGGCUGCAAUUGUCCAAUGUCUCUCAAUCGAGUCUAUUUUGUUGUUAUGAUUUCCAAUGAGAUAAAGAGUUUGUAGUUGCUUGUAAAAUCCCAUCAAAUUAUAACAAAGAAUCCCAAUUGUUAUUCUUUCGUUCAAUUCAUUGAAACGCAUUUUAAAAGUGUGUGCCAAAACAUAAUUAGAUCUGUACAAACAAAGAAUAUUAAUUGAGAACGGUGUACGUCAUAUAACAAAAGAAUAAAGCUUGAAACAAGUUUUUUUGAAUUGAAAAUGGAAUAGUGUUGUCUAAAACGUACUUCGACACAUCUUGCUGCUUGUAUAAGUUGUGCUCGAAUACAAAUCGAAUCCAUUCGAAUAGUAUAAAGUUGUGCGGAACAUUUUUCGCACUGUUUGUGAUAGAGCUCUCAAUCAACUUCAUUGUGGCACAUAGUGCGUUAUAUAAAGACUUUAAAAUUAUUUGUUUUUAUGCCAAAUUUUAUUUGAACACAAAAUAUUAAAGCAAAAGAGUAACAAAGAGACAAUUUUCUAACAAGAAAACUAAAUGAUACACAUAGUGGUUGCAUCGAAAUUACAAACUGACUUGUGAACCGUGAGAUCAAAACAGCUGAUCAAAAAUGUCAACCGAAGCUGAUUAUGCAGAUCUCCCAAUGGAGAUAAUACUACAAAUAAUGGACUAUUUAAAUCCCGGUGAUUUGCUGGAAGCGAGUUUAACAUGCAAGCGAUGGUUUAACGCAUCUUUACAUCCAAAAUUUAUGUCACGCAUUCAGAUUGUGUUUGAUAAACUGCAAGAUCCAUCAGCGUUGAAUGCAUUUGCCGCAAAAAUGCGUUACUACACGAAAAUCUAUCUGAACGAAGUUGAUCUUGAACAAACAAAUCUUAAUUUUUGGAAUUGUUUCGGUCAAUAUUUUACCGAUGUCAUUUUCAAUUCAUGCGAAUUGCGUGAAAAAACGUUCAACGCCAUUUUGAGGCAGCUAAAAAAUCUUGAAUCAUUGGAAAUAAACAAUUGUCGUGAGCUAUUCAUGUCAGGUCGUUUGUUUAAAGAUCUAAAUGAUCGUGAAGCAAUCUCGUGCGUCAAUGUGAAGCACAUCAGUCUCAAGCAUAAUCGUUAUUUAUCGGAUGCACUGUUCAGUCGAAUUAUGUCCACAAUGAAAAAUGUCGAAAGCUUCAAUUUGUCCGGUUGUCAUAUUUCAUUUCAUGGUGGUCUCUUUCGAAAAUUCUAUCCACCCAAUCAACAAGAAAUCGGUGCCAGUGAAAAUGUACUCACUUUUUAUUAUAUCAUCAAAUUUAUCGAAUCUCAUGCGAAACAUUUGAAAUGUCUCGAUUUAAGUGAAACACUAAUCGAUGGCAACGCCCUCACCACAUUGGCCCAAGUGAAUAAUUUAAAAUUGGAAAAAUUGAUUCUAAAAUCAUGCGAUCAGCUAACGAACAGCGGAAUAUCAUCAUUUGUUUGUUUUCAAAAUACAUUGAUGGUAUUGGAUUUAUCGCAUUCAGUAAGAUUGACCGAUCCUAGUGUGAUACAAAUAUGUAAAACCCUAACACAGUUAAAGACGCUAAAACUUCGCCGAUGUAGAGCACUUACGGACCAAAGUAUUAAAGAGAUACGACUGCUAAAGCAACUUGAAUGCCUGGACAUUUCUGAGUGUGAUGUAAUCACAUCGAAGGGAUUCAUUGAAGGCAUUGCCAAUGAACCAAAUGAUAGUAUGAUUGAGUUGCAUGUAAGUGCAUUAAAUAUUUGCCAAUCGGCUGUUAUCAAGGUGGCUGAGUGUCUGAAAAAUCUUCGUCUGCUGGAUUUGAGCUUCUGUAAAAAUGCGGUUACCAAUUUGGCGUUGCAGGUCAUCUUCAAACAUUUGCUCAAGCUGAGAAAUUUGAAUUUGGAAUUUUGCGAUAUGAUUAGCGACGCGGGUAUAUGUGGCAUGGAAAUGCAAUCACAAAUGAGAAUAUACGAACAAACAUCGAAUAGCAAACAAAACGUAAAAUCUGACUCCAGUCCAAAUACUUCUCAAGAAAUCGAUAAUAGUCACGAUGAAUUGGAUCAACCGAUUGAACGAAUAAAUCGUCAAUCAUUUCAUAUAUCAUUGCGAAGCCGGGCUGAAGAGGAAAUUGUAAAUGACGCAAAACGGAAAAGAAUUAUGCUUCACAUGUACGAGCAGCCAAUCAAUUGUACACAAUAUCAAAUGAAUUGUACACAAUAUUCAAUAGCACGUCUGAAGGGAUUACGUUCACUUAACGUCGCCUCAUGUAAUCGAAUCAGUGACGUUUCAUUGAAAUAUGCAUUCGAAUUCAGGGAAUUGGAAACGUUGAGUUUAUCAAAGUGCCAACAAAUCAGCGCAAUAGGCAUUGAAUAUGUGGUCAUCAAAUGUCCUUCGAUUAAAGUUUUGAAUCUGUCUGAUUGUCAUAAUUUGACUGAUCCGGCCAUUGAAAUGAUAUCCAAAAAACUAAGGCGCCUAACACACCUGCAUUUAGAACGCUGUAGCCAAUUGACCGAUUCGAGUUUGGAUUCAAUUGCAAUGCAUUGCAAACGAAUAAAAUUCCUGGAUGUGCGCGGUUGUCGUUCGAUAUGCUCCGAACCAAAUUUACGAUUGGAUAAUUUACGAUCGAUGCAACGGAUUUUGAUCAGCAAGCCAGGACCCUAUCAAAUGCAAAAACAACCAAAAGCACCACCAAUGCCGCCACCAUUUUGAUUCAAACGUUAUAUUAUUAUAGUUUUUUUUUAUUUUAUAUUAAUCAUCAUUGUUCUUGUUUAUUUAUUUUUAAUUAGAAUUUAAUUGAAAUUGCCGCACUUUUAAU